Messenger RNA from Corvus hawaiiensis (hawaiian crow), 2255 nucleotides. RefSeq names its product lactosylceramide 4-alpha-galactosyltransferase-like. Gene Ontology annotation, biological process: protein O-linked glycosylation. The record is from RefSeq and is a predicted model, not a curated record. Gene Ontology annotation, molecular function: acetylglucosaminyltransferase activity. NCBI's taxonomy places the organism in Eukaryota, Metazoa, Chordata, Aves, Passeriformes, Corvidae. The transcript has 2 exons. The coding region runs from base 541 to 1674 and encodes 377 amino acids.
GCAAAGUCCUUCAGUGAGGUCCCUGGCUUAUUAGGGGGUAUUCCCUAAUGAAUGAGUGAAGUGUUUGGUCCAAAGAGUGUGUUUCCAAAGGAGCAUUCCGUACUUUGGCCUUGGGGUGGGAGCAGGCAGCUCUAUGGAAGGGUCAGCUCAGUUACUGUGGCAGCCCCAGAAGCAGCGCGAGCACUGGGAAUUCUUAGCAAAGGAGAAGAAAACAAAACCAGCCGUUUUCCUGCCACAGUCUAAAGUGUAGUGGCAAUGGGGUCUGAAUUUCCGCCGUUUUUUUCACUAUUUCUUUAUGAUUAUAUUGGUCCUUUGCAGGACUACGUACAUGCUCUUUAUGAGCUACUCACUGGCUCAAUGCGUGAUGUCACAUCCUUCUUUAUUGUCUUUUUCCACGUAUUCAGACUUUUUCUCUCUUCAUUUCAGAAGAAGGAAGUGCCAGACCAUAGAGUUGCAGGCACUCUCACAGACCCCAACCUCUUAAAACUCUUCUCCAGCUGAGCAGUGUAUUCUGACGUGUCUUGAAGUCAGGGACCGAUCAUGAUGGCUGUCUCGGGAGAGCAGGCUCCGGCUGGAGAGAGAAUGCUCAGGAUGCCCAGCUGCCUCCUAAAGCUGACCAGGGUGGUGCUGAGCCACAAGCCCUGGGCUCUGUUUAUCCUCAUCCUUGCAUUCGUAUCCUUUGUCUACCACAAGUUGCACUGGGGCAUCUGGGAGGACCCAAACAGCAGAGGCCACCCCUACGGCUUGUCAGAUGAAAUCAGCUGUGCUCACUAUGUGCCUUCUUCCCUCAACAUUGCUGCUGGGCUCUCUCCUUCCACAGGGAAUGUGUUUUUUGUGGAGACAUCAGAGCAAACUACCCCAAGUUACCUGUUCUCAUGCUCUGUGGAGUCAGCAGCCAGGGCACACCCUGGGUCAAGGGUCACGGUCCUCAUGAAAGGCAUGGCCAAAGGGAACACCUCCUUACCCAAGCACUGGGCUUUCUCCUUGCUGAGCUGCUUCCCCAACGUGGAAAUCCAGCCCCUGGACUUGACAGAGCUCUUUUCUGGAACGCCUCUGGCACAGUGGUACUUGCAGCCUCAGCGCUACCAGGAGCCUCAUUUUUUAGCCGUUCUGUCUGAUGCCUGCAGGAUUGUCCUCAUGUGGAAAUUUGGUGGCAUCUACCUGGAUACAGACUUCAUUGUGCUUAAGAACUUGCAGAACCUCACCAAUGCCCUUGGGAUCCAGGGUGAUGACGUACUGAAUGGGGCCUUUCUCUCCUUUAAGCCCAAGCACGAGUUCAUGGAACUUUGCAUGCAGGACUUUGUGCAGAACUACAAUGGCUGGGUCUGGGGGCGCCAGGGCCCAGAGCUCCUAACUCGUGUCUUCAAGAAAUGGUGCUCCCUCAGAACUAUCAAGAGCAUGAGCUGCAAAGGUGUGAGUGCUCUUGCCCCAGAAGCUGUGUAUCCUAUUCCGUGGCAGAACUGGAAGAAGCUGUUUGAGGCAGUCAGUGACUUGGAGCUUCACAAACUCCUUGAGCACAGCUAUGCAGUGCACAUAUGGAACAAACUGAGCCACGGGACCAAGUUAGAGAUCCCAUCCCAGGCUCUGCUGGCUCAGCUCUAUUCCCAGUUCUGCCCCGCCACCUAUGCAAAGAUGAAACAGGACUCUGAAGAGUGGGCAAGGCGUGCAGUGUGACCUGUGGGCCCUUGGCUGCAGGGAUGCUCCCCAGACUGAAGGAAGCUGAGUGCCUUUGACCUUCCCCAGAGUUGGUUUCUAGACCCCAGCUCAGGUUUUCUGUGUGAUGCCUCUGUGCUUUUGUACCAUUCCUGAUACCUGCCUCAGAUCCUUUGUGUUUCAAUGUACAGAAGAACGUGUGUUCAGCCUCUCUUGCUGUCCUUCAGGGCCAGAGAAAGGUUUAACUCAUCCAUCAGUGUCUCUCGGUUGUUCCUCUCCUAGUGUUCUCCAAUGGCUCCUCCUUGUAUCCCGGUCUGAGCAGCACAUUGUGAUCUUUCAACAGCUGUAGGAACCCCUGCCUUGCUCUCUAUAGUAUUUGAAAAUUUCACGGAAUAUUCUGAGUUGGAAGACACCCAUAAUGAUCAUUGAAUCCAACCCCUGUCCCUGCCAGGGGAUGGGACACCCCAACAAUCAUGCUCUGUGCAUGAGAGCAUUGUCCUUGGGGCUGUGUCCAUUCCUGGGGGAGCCUGUUCAAUGCCCCACCACUCUCUGGGGGAAGAACCUUUUCCUGAUAUCCAGCCUAACCCUCCCUGACACAGCUC